UUCGCGUUGGCCCUGUAAUAACAUGUAUGAGAUGACCAUUACAUUAGGCCCUACCGCAGCAUGCGUUGGCGCUCGCGACAGUGUGACAUGUGUGAACGAGUGUGAUGUUAGUUCUUUGCCUCAAGUUUGCCUGCUUAAAAUGGACGAAGAUGAGGAGGUGUUGCUUGAGACUUCUCCUCUGAGCCAGUACUUAAGGGAAGCCUGCCCAGAUGAGGAUUUUGAGACAGCCCCUGUAGUUGGUAAGAAGACAACGCGGGGCCUUAUGAGCAAGGACUGUAAUGAGGAGGUCAGCUUCAUCCACCAACCAGGACUUAAGGGGUCAGUACACCAAGCUUUUCAAUGGAUGUUUCCACCAGUUUCUACCUGCAUUCUAAAUGUGGACAAGGAGUUCUUGCCACAGUAUUCGUCACUGGCAUUAGACAGCCAGCUCCUCGUGGAUGCAGACCAGCAGAUCGUUCAAGCAUACCGCCUCAAGAAGAGUCAGGAUAGCACACACCUGUCCCCUGCCCACCUGCAGCCUGUGGUACGGAAGCAUGCCCAUGUUGGGUGUACUCUGGCUGUCCUGUGUGCUGCCUUAGCUGUACUUUUUCAGGAUGUCUUGGAUCGUAACUUUUCCUACACAUGCGCCAUCCUCUGCUUUGCCUUGCUGCUGUCCUGUGCCGCCUAUGUAUUUCACUCGGCACGAACCUGCUGGAUUUCCAACAGCCAGAGGAGUUUGCAUAGAAACAGCAUGAAAUGCUUUGAGCAGUGCCUGAAGCUGUUGAAUCAGCAGGGGGUGUUAUUGAAAAAGAGUAUUCGAUAUAUUCAAGAGGUGGAGGUUAUAUCAAGAGGAUUCACCAUGGUGAGCCCUUACACGCCUGUUGUCCGUCUUGAAAGGGCAGUAACCACUCGACCAAACCGUCAGUGCGUGGCUCUCAGGGAAGUCUGCUUCUCUGUUGCAAGAGCUCAGUUCAGCACCCUCCGGGAUGCCACUCUAGAGGUCAUGGAAGAGCUCCCUCUAGUGGCAGAGAUUGACCACGUCAGUAACUACCUGGCUAUGGUUAGGCUGGAGGAGACCACUCCGUGGAUAAAUGUGAUGACUGAUGAUACUGAGAAUGGUUACAACUCCCUUGAAGAGCUCACCGGCUUUUUCUCCUUGGCUGCCCUGAAGACAAUGAACAGUUUGUUCCUGGAGCAGAGGUCAGAGUUCAUUCGCAGGCUGGUCCUGUGCACAUGCUCUGAUGCAAGGCUGGAGCCAAAGACAACAGCAAAUUUUCUGAACUCGUGGUCUGGCAUUGUCCGCAAGGUCAGUGCAUCAUGUGAGACAGCACUUGGAAAACUGCAACGAAGCUAUGAUUGUCAUAGGCAGAGGCCCGACCGCAACAGAUAUCAGACCCCUGGAGAGAGGCCCUCCCAGGGCGAUGACGAGAUGCAGAGGGUUGGCUGUGCUGUGAGAAGCUUACGACUUCACCUGGAGGCAACACUAAACAGGGUGAUAACUGUUGAGGAGGCUCUUGAGGGGGUUGACCGCCAGCUGGCUGGUGGGGAGGAUGAUGUCGGUGCCUUGAUGUGCGAGAUGUUGGAUUCCGUCCGGAGGGAAUUGACUGCAUCCCAAGACUGUCUGCAAGAGGCUGCAUCGUCACUGGAGAAGAUGAGCCAUAAAGACCUCAGUUCUAAACAGCAUAAGCAAGAUGGUCAGGGAGGUAUUGUGCAGUCCAGUGUCAGUGCAGAAGGCAGGGAACCCAUCCUGUUGUUUCCAAUGAGGGACAGUGAAAUAGAAUUUGAUGAUCAGAUUUUUGAAGCAUACACGGACACUGACCCAGGGCAGAGAGAUGAUGAAGGUUGGGGAGAGGAAAUCUCAGAUGCCGAAAAGAUGCGACGGAGGCGGGAGGCGGAGGAAACCAAGCGCAUGCUGCAGGAAUUACGCUCUGUCCUGACGGUCAGGAAGGCCCAACGGGAACGCAUGAAAUCAGAGAGGAUCAAGACGUACAAGAAAACCUCUGGCAGGGUCAGUCCCAGCGACUCUUCCAAGACUGAUGGAGGUACUGAGCAAGAUCAGUGCACAGGUAGGGGAAUGCCUGAGGGUGACAUCGGUACAGUGGAUACCCCGAGUGAAAAUGCAGGAGGGAUCCUGGCCAGUAAUAAGGCGCUCAACGCUUCUGAGGAUUCCAGUGAUUUUAGAAUGCUUCGAUGCAUAAAUGCAGAGAAUCCGGGCCCAAGAGAGAAUGCAGGUGGCAGAACGAGUGGUUCCUCAAGGGAUUUUGGCCCAAAUUCUCCCCUACAUGAUGAUGCAGAUGCUAGGAAGUCCAGUAUUGGUGCUACAGACGAUGUCGGAUCAGUGGGCCUCUCAUCAACGGAUGCUGGAGAAAUGGAAGUGGCAAGGUUCGUCACAGCAGGUCCUCCCUGUUCCACCUCAGAGAGUGAACUUGUUCACAACGGCGAAUUCAAUGAGUCAUACUGGCAAGAGGGAACAAGUGUAGGUGACUCCCACAUGACUAAACUGGCCGGGAAAAGUAGCGUGAUGGCAUAUGACAUGGAUCAAUCUGAGACAAAUCUACCUGGUAACGAACCUCUGCAAGACUCUGCUACAGUGAAGUCCCCUUUCAACCUGACGGAAGGGCAGACACAAUUCGGGAUGUCUUUCCUCCCAUCCCUAGCAGCAGAAGCUGCCAAGAGAUCCAGGCAGUGCCGGCAAGAAGAAGAAACUUUCAUUGGAAGCGACGAUGACAGCGAAGCAUCGGAGGUCGGGGUACAGGAAUGAAACAUCAAAACAUGUAUACAUGUGAUUGCGUUACAUUAUAUGCUUCAUCUGUUGACUUCAUCCUUACAGAAUGGUGUAAACCCGGUUAAGGCAUUCCGCCAUCUUCUCUCAUCCAGAGGAAAAUAUAAUUGUAUCAUCCAUGUAAGCUUGUGCUUCCACCCAGCCAAUUCAUCCCCUGGGGCAACACGGUAGGACCUUUUGCAGAAUGGCUCAUUCAUUUGUCAGGUGAAUCUCAUGAAAGACCUUGUUGGUAGCACCAAUGUCCCAAUCAGCCCUAGCAAAGACAUCGGCCCCUAUGAUAAACCAUCCUGGGGAUUCUCUGUCUUUCUUCAUGACUCACUGGGCUCCAUAUGUUAUGUUGUCAGGCCAGUGUGUGACGUCAUUUACAUGAACCCUAUCAGCUCCGAGCGGAACGAAAGCGGGCGUGCUUUUUUUGGUACUCACCGCAUAGGCGCGUGUUUAUAAUGGAGAUCAAUGCACCUUUGACACAGAGCGCACUGAGUAAACGUAACAAAUUUAUUCCUUAAUGUAUGGUCUUUGCGUACAUGCAGAACGCAUGCAAGAACCCGCUUGGAAAACUUACA
Acanthaster planci (crown-of-thorns starfish) is the source of this 3324-nucleotide messenger RNA. RefSeq names its product vezatin-like. The record is from RefSeq and is a predicted model, not a curated record. Lineage: Eukaryota; Metazoa; Echinodermata; Asteroidea; Valvatida; Acanthasteridae. Gene Ontology annotation, biological process: cell-cell adhesion. Gene Ontology annotation, cellular component: plasma membrane. Gene Ontology annotation, molecular function: myosin binding.